AUGGAGAUGAACUGCCAGUUGAAUAGGGACAGUGGGAAGAUUUCCCAAACUUGCAGCAUAAGUGGGACCUCGUACAAUGAUACGGGCCAUGGGCAUGGAACACCUGGGCAUGUGACUGGAUGGAUGUAUAUAAAUCAAGAUGGUAGGAUGUGUGGCCCUUACAUUCCACAGCAGUUAUGCGAGGGUUUAUCUAGUGGCUUCUUGCCAGAGGAGCUCCUCGUUUAUCCCAUUGUGAAUGGAAAUUUUGUUAAUCCCGUGCCACUCAAGUUCUUCAUUCAGUUUCCCGACCAUGUUCCGACAGGCUUUGUUUAUCUCAAUGUUGCUGUCCCUAGCAUAAAAGACACCACAAAUGAUCACCAUGGUCGCAAUCGGCUAAGGCUAUUAUCUAAGAACACGGACGAUAUUUCAAACUUGCCAUCGGAAAUGUUGCUUGUACUCUCAAGGAUUAUACCAUGUGAGAACCCAUAA
Molecule: messenger RNA, 468 nt
Organism: Fraxinus pennsylvanica
Lineage: Eukaryota; Viridiplantae; Streptophyta; Magnoliopsida; Lamiales; Oleaceae
Source: the annotation of a GenBank genome assembly